AUGACCGACCGGUUACGACUUGUCCGUAACGGUGUAGUCGCGGUAGGACCGGCGGGUACCGCGAUGAUUAACAGUAAUUGCGGCGGCGGUAUGACCGACCGGUUACGACGUGUUCGUAACGGAGUAGUCGCGGUAGGACCGGCGGGUACCGCGAUGGUUAACAGUAACAGCGGCGGCGGUAUGACCGACCGGUUACGACGUGUUCGUAACAGAGUAGUCGCGGUAGGACCGGCGGGUACCGCGAUGGUUAACAGUAAAGCGGCGGCGGUAUGUACUAUGUGCGACCGGUUACGACAGCAACGCGCCAGCAACGACGACUACGACGCAUAG
Molecule: messenger RNA, 330 nt
Organism: Macrosiphum euphorbiae (potato aphid)
Lineage: Eukaryota; Metazoa; Arthropoda; Insecta; Hemiptera; Aphididae
Source: the annotation of a GenBank genome assembly